UUAGCCGAUUGUAGUUAAGUAAACUAAAGUUAGUCGGUGAUCGUUAGCGCUCUGUUACUGUAAUGCGCGUGGUGAUCGCUCCGUGAACGUAUUGCCCACAUAACCUACAAAUCGGCGUUUUAUUUUCGAUAAUGUUUGGUGUGAAACUGUCAGCGGCCGAUUCAACUGAUAAGUCGAUCCGGUGCUAUCUCUAAAAAAAAAGGAUUAUUCGCGUGCGUUUUCGAUACGAAUAAAUCGAGAUGAAGGCGAUUUUAUUCCUGCUUGGGUUUACGCUCGCUUCUAAUCAAACACCAGCGAUCCAUGCGGCGCCAUCUGUCGAAGCGUGCCCGUCCGACAGCGUGCUGUCGGAGGACGCGUGCAAAUGCGUCCCGGAAUCCUGCAAGAAGCCGCCGUGCCCGACCGAUCUGCAGAUAGCUACCAACGGCACCGACGUGCCGGGCCAGUGCUGCCCCACGUACGAGUGCGUCGGCUGCGACGAGGAGCAGAAGCUCGAUGGGAAGUGCCCUUGCGGCGAAGGGGCCACGAUCGAUGGGCGCGAAUGCUCCUGCGUGGACGAAACGAAGCAUUUGGUGGAAGGAAAGUGCGUUUGCAAUCCUAUACUCUGUCCGUUGCCGCAAUUGUGCGAUAAGAAAUCCGUCGCUGUAACCAUAUCGGACGGUUGCUGUAAGAAAACGAUUUGUAAACCCUGCCCUUCGGAUAGCGAAUCCACCAACGUCGAAGGCGACGAAAUCGAAGACCAUUGCGUUUGUUUACCUUGCAAAACGGAAUGCGGUUACAACAAAACAGCGGUCAUAAAGAAGCACGCGAGCGGCUUUCCCGGCAACUGCUGCGAUCUGUACGAAUGCAAGAAAACCGAGGAGAUAUCCACCAUCAAGGGCUGCAGCUACGGCGACCUCUUCUACGAGAACGGCAAAGAAUGGCUGACGCUCGAAUCUCAAGUUUGCAAAUGCGAGAACGGCCUGGCGCUUUGCUCCGACAACAAGGAAGUGGAAGCAACCGAUUGCUUCGUGGACAAUCUCUUCCACAAACACAACGAAACCUGGACCAAAGACGAUGGCUGUACGACCUGUACAUGCGCAAACGGCGAACACGAUUGCAUAUCGUACUACUGCGACGUGAAGACCAUACAAGUGAACAGCUCGUGCGUAAAGGACGACGUGUCGUUUCACGACGGCGACACCUGGUUGGAAUCCGACGGUUGCACGAAUUGCACUUGCAUCAACGGCCUCCGGCGGUGCUUCGAUGAUCUUUGCGAGAAACCCACCGCCAAGCCGGCGGAGUGCCCGCCGCUGGUCAACUGCACCAAAACCUGCAUAAACGGCUUCAAAACGAACAGGCGCGGCUGCGAGGUGUGCAAGUGCAACGCCAUCAGACUGAGCCAGGACAUCUUUACGCGAUAUAACAUCUCCAUGAAAGAUCUGAUACGGAUUUUGGACGAGUACAAGGACAAGAUCGAUAAUUUUAACGCUUCCGCUGUAACUACUAAAUUUGUCGAUACUACUACUACUAGUAUUUCUACUACUCCUGCUACCAGUAGUUCGACUACGACCGAGUCGAUUUCGAAAACUGUCGAUGUGUUUCCGCAGUUGCCUAACGUUAUUAUGAACAGAAAUGCUGAAUUUAUGAUGGAAAAUAGUAAUCCAGUUACUUCUACGACGACCGAGCCUUCUAUUAUACCGACGGAAACGGAAAGUGAUCUUGUGGUGAACAUCUGCAUCGCGAUAUUGGUGGCCGCCGUUUUAGUGAUAGGCAUCGUCUUCAUCUACUGCUACAAGAGCAAAAGAAAAAGCAGCAUCGACCUGUCGAAUUGCCAUUACCAAAACGUCAAUAGCAAUCACAAUAACAACAACACCAUCAAAAAAACUGAUCAACUGCUAUGAAAAUACUAACGCGUAAUUUUCCGGUUUGUGAUAUAUACGAUUUGAAGAGAGAAAAAACGAAAGGCUUCGCGUAGCGUUCGUUUAGCUGGAUUUCUUCGGCGGCUGUUUCGUAAAUCAGUCGCUUCAAGAGCUGGUUUCACGGCGUCGUACUGCUAUACGUUAUUUCGGCAACUGUUCCAAAGAACAUCCCCGUGCGGUUUUUCGAUUAACUUAGUUCCUUUUAUUUUGUCUCGAAGGGCAGUUGCCAAAUAAACGGUUGGAUUGUGACUGUUAAUUACAAAAAAUAAUUUAUUUUUUUAUGUAAGGAAUGUUAAAAAUAUUGUAUUUUUUUUAAAAAGGACUAUAUUUUGUUGAUUUGUUAUUAAUUAAUUCCGAUAUAUUACUAAUUGUGUGUAUAUUUGUAAAUUUUUGAAACAUUUAUUUUUUUAUGUUUUUAUAAUAGGUUUUUCAGACUUUUCUUCUACGUUUUACUUCGCAUAAGAGCUUGUCAACAAACUUACAAAUUAACAUUUUAAUGUACGAAAAAUUUGGUGAAAUGUACACACUCGGAAUGCAGGGUAUCCAAAUGAACUAAACAAAAAUGGAUUGGAAGAGAAUGACGUUAAUUCAUCUAAGCGAAUUUGUAUUGCUUCUUCAAGAGCGGGAAUGAAAUAUUUCCUUUAAUACUCCUUUAAAACUUAAUUCAGCAAUGCAAAACUUAAAUAAUUAGAACAAUCUUGCCAGCUUUUUUGCUUUAAAAUGGAUUAGCAGUUUUGAUAUUUCACUCUAGCUCUGCUUUAUAAUUGAUAACUUAUAAUAAGAUCUCUAUAAAUUUAAAAAUAUAUGAAUAGUAUCUAGUAUUAUAGGUUUACACACAUUACACUGAGUAAAAAAACGAUAUCAAAUGCUUUACGGAUUAGAUUUGUUGUUGUAGACAAGUUAGUUUGAAUUAGAAAUGAGGAUAUAUUUUUCUUCAUUUACUCCUAUAAUUUAACGAUCUAACAAUUACAAUUCUGCACUUAAUAUUUGGAUAAAUCCAGUGUAGAAAAGACGUAUUUAAUUCGAUGGCGUUAUACAUUAAUAGAUCAAACUAUCGUAAGUUUUUUCUGUUUAUCCUACCUAGCGAAAUUGCCUUGUAUGGACGUCUCUGCACCUAAUAAGCUUUUUGUAGGGAAGCAUGUGUUUCUCUAUGUGUAAAAAAUGCACAAGGUCAAUCCUUUUGUAUAAGUUAAAGAUUUUCCAAAUUCAUAUCCUCUAAUACUAAAAAAAACCUUGUAAACAGAGUUGUUGAAAUUAGAAGAUUACAAAGUGUAUAAUUUUAACCCGAGAAUUGACCUGCAUUUUCUACAGGCACAUGGAAAAUACCUACCAUGUAUAUUUAGAAUUAAAGAUCGUUUUAUUUGAUUGUGAUAAGAUCUAAUUGUUUCCAUAUUUUCUAAUCUAAAUAACCCUAUUCCUAUUACGUUAUUAGACUUGUUAAAAUAACAACUUACCUAUUUAAUUAUGUACAGAAAUGUUUGUCUACUAUUAUUUAACGAAAUUUUAAUUGCAGUAUUCGCGUAGUAUUUUAUAUGGAAAAUUAUUAAUGUUUUUAGUUUUAGAUUUAGACUGUGUAAUACCCUACGUUAUUCAAUUUUCUUUUUCCUUUUAGUUUUUAAGUAAUUUCCGUUUUCUGAUCAUACGAAUUAAUCGAAUCGUAAAAGGUGUCCUCGAAAAUAAUGUAUUUCUUUGCAGGAAAUCCAUUUUUUUAAUUACUAUUAAAUUCUUCUAAAAUCUUGGCAAAAUUUUACACCUGACAACGUCGCAAUUUUUUUUAGAAAUUAAUUUUGUAGACGAGUUUUUCUUCUAAUAAUGUGUCAGUGAAUCAGUUACCGGUCGACGAAAACAAAGCUUUGUUGCGCGUUUAUUCUCGAUUUAUUUAGAUUUUUUUUAUUCCUCCCAAUGAUGAUUUUAUCAUUAAUUACAGCGUGUAAAUGAGGCAAGUGCUUUGCUAAAAUUAAUCGAACAAUUUUAUUGACUAGAAGUGUUGUGCCGAGUAAUUAUGUCAUUAGUGGAGUUAAUUUUUAUGUUUAUGUAAGUACAACAACAUUUAUGGUUUCUUAUCUAAUCAAAGUUCGCAAUAUCGGUAUAAGUGUAAUGUGGUCAAACAAGAAUUUUUACACCAACUAAUUAUUAAUUAUCGGAUUAUUUUUAAAAGGAUUGCAUUAUUUUCGACGACACUUUCUAUACUUUUUAAUUUGGUUUUCACAUAGUACAAACGCUUUCUUAUUUUUGAUUUUUUUUGUUCUUUCAAUUCGUAAAAAAUUACGUUAAUUCUAUGAAGAGAAAAAUAAUUUGUAUACAGAGUAAUUUUUAGUUGAUAUACAGUGUACUUAGAUGUAAUAUUUAUUUAAUUAUUGUAAGUACAAGAAGAAUGUACAUACAACAAAAUAAUAUAACUAAUUUUAAU
Molecule: messenger RNA, 4308 nt
Organism: Phyllotreta striolata
Lineage: Eukaryota; Metazoa; Arthropoda; Insecta; Coleoptera; Chrysomelidae
Source: the annotation of a GenBank genome assembly